GUCAGUUAGCUCUGCUAGCCUAGCUGGUAGCGUUAGCCCCCAAACCCCAGGCGCAGUAAAAUGAAGCGUUAUUGCCCUUUGUUUUUAAAUCGGACUGGCAGACAUUACAUAAACGCUGAGCGCUGAUUGAUCGCGUUAAUACGCGGGUUGAAUCAUGGUGUUCUUAUAUUUUACGGUUAUUUAUUAAAGUAUCGGCCGUUUUCAAAACAUUCUCUGGUUAGUCCAUUAGCUAACCAGCUAACUCUUGAUUCUCCCGCGAGCCAGAAAAGCGAAGACUCCAAAACUUCGCCAACACAGAGCGGUUGACGCAGAGAAAAGGUUGAUAGGUCCUGCUAACAUUAACGUUAGCUAACGGCUGUCAAUAAGCUCUUUAUCUUCAUCCUAGACCCUACUCUGAUGUGAACUGAACCGUUUCAUCUACAAGAAGCAUCCUCUAAAUUCAGGAUCUGCCCGUCCAGGUGUUUUGGGCAUCAAGUCAGGUUUUACUGGCAGUCUGUGUGCUUCUUACCCACCAGUAUGUACAUUGGACAGUGGAUACCCUAGCCGAAACGGAUCCUGGCUUCUCAAAGAUGACAAGGUGCUGGCAGGCCGCAGCUACAAAAUGAUGGGAGGCAGUGAGACUGUCAGCGGGGACAAGGACGGGGUCCACACCACUGCAAUACACGUCCCCAUCGGCUGGCAGAGGAGAGUGGAGGGCGGGCAGGUGAUCUAUGUCAGUCCCAGUGGCAUUGCUCUAUGCUCUCUGGACGAGGUCAAGACCUAUCUGUUGACUGAUGGCACCUGCAAAUGUGGUCUUGAGUGCCCGCUCAUCGUCAAUAAGGUUUUCAGCUUCACUGUGGGAGUGAAGGUGGAGCAGCACAGCCAGCCAUUAGGCAAAGCAGAGCAGGACAUGACCAAACUGUGUAACCACCGCAGGAAAGUGGUAGCAAUGGCUGCUCUGUGUCGGAGUAUGCAGGCCUCACAGCUGCCCUUCGCCAACCUUCAUCAUCCAGAGAUGAGCAGCGGAGUGGACAGCCGCAAUCCAAAGCGAAUACUUGUGGAUCGGGAAGAAGAGGACCGUAGCAUUUACCAUCCCAAACUCCAUCCGGUCCCAGCUCGACCCCACAGCAACCUCCAUAUCAACCCUUCUGCCAGCCCCAAAUCCUCCCACCACUUUAUUUAUCCGUACAAUGGUUCCUCCCUUGUCCUUCACACAGGCACAAACUCUCACCAACCCCUAGAUGCUUUUAGAAGGCUUCAAAAUCCUCCUCCUAUUCCUGCCUCCUCCAGCUCCUCCUCCACCUCCUCAUUCCCAGCGUACAGCCCUGCCCAGAGAUCACCUCGCACCCCCACAUCUCAAGGUCAAAGAACUCCCAAAACCCCAGAGACUCCGGGUUCUCCUCGGCUAGGGCCCCUCUCUACGCCUCCCCCCUCUUCCCCUAUGAGCAUGGGCGGAGGAGGAAGAGGAGCACAGACGCACGCUCAUCAUCCUCAUGGUGUCAUUGUGGGAGGCUCCCCCCUCUCUCCGUCUCCCUCCCUCUCUCCCUCUGUUCACAACAUGAACUGUGUGUCUCCUCACCAGCGGUCCCGCCACCCUUCAGCCUCUCCUUCCCCUCUCUCUGAUCAGGGAGGAGGACUGAUGGGAAGUAACUUGCCUCAGAGGAGGAAAUCCACCUCUUCCUCUCCACACUCCCCUCUCCCCGGUGGCUCCCCAAACCCCAACCCCCACUUCCCUAAGUACAAGCUGGAAGACAUAUUGGAGCAGUUUAAGAACUCAGGCAACAGCAGCACUAAUAACCACCACCUCCUAGUCCCUACGAACCUUUCCUUACUGACCAACCAAAGCAGUAGCAACCCUAAUGCUCCCUCCUCAAAGCCCUCAAAGAGUACCAUGAGUCCGAUUCCACCAGGUUUUGGGUUGAACUCCGCAGGGACUUCUAGUUUACCUCUGGGGCCGUUUCUGAAUCAACAUCACAGCCAUCAGGGAAAGCUGUCGAACCCAACUUCUUUCCCUGCGAGUAGCCUGCUCUCUGCGGCUGCCAAGGCUCAGCUGGCUAACCAGAUAACCCAAGGCCAGGGCUCAAAGGUGGCCAGCAACCUGGUGAGCUUGCCCGCUUCUCUGGAGGUUCUGAAAGACGGACAGCAGCAACAGUCAUCCAAGGUAACAAACAGCACUUUACAUAGUAGCCACCCUCCCUCCUCCAAAGCUUCUACUAGGCCUCCCCAUUCCUCCCUUGCAGCAGCCUCCGUCCUUUUCCCCCCAUCCCACUCUCUGGCCCAGUCCCUGGCUUCCUCCUUGCCCCACCUACCUCCCACAACAGAGCGCAAUGCGUCGCACAGGAAGAGGCAACGGCGAUCUCCCACAGUGCUCAGCAUUCUAAGAGACACCCAGCAGCUGGCUAAUGGGCCGCAGAAGACCCCACCAGGAGACACAGUUAUCAACCUGUCCUCCUCUUCCUCUUCCUUCCCCACCUCCUCGCACUCCUCCUCUACCUCAGCUGUGCAGAACCAGAAUGCUGUCAUGUUAGAAAACCAUCAUCAUCAUCUUCUCCCCGGGCAGACGCCAAGGCUCCCUGUUUCUCGACAGAUGGCACACCUUUCCAGGCCUCCUAGACAAACUGAGGCUCUGGAUUUCACUACAGGCCUGACACAUGCACCUCUUGGCUUGGAUCCUCCAACUCAGCCUCUGUCUGCUCUGUUGCGCCUGCUCAGUGUGCAGAACGCGCAGGCCUCAUCAUCCAGCUCUGCUUCAGCUCAGCCAGGAUCUGUUUCUCAUGAAGGAGGUGGACACACUAAUAAGCAGAGCCCCAGACGGUCGCCCUCUUCUCCCGCCUCUCAUUCUAAUGUCAGGCACUCACAGGCUCGGUCGCCGUGCCGAACCAGUAACACUAAUCCUCUACCGUCGGCGCUUCAGCCGCUUUCUCCUCCCCCGACUUCCUCCCAGUUCAGAUCGGUGCAGUCUCCAACGCGUCCUCAGUCUACUAAAUCAAGUCCUCUACUGAGACAUUCAACACUGCCCAACUCCAAUUUAGCUUUACACAACAGCUGCAGCCCAUCUCGGCAUACGUUCCAGACUCCAGACAAGCAUCAAGCAACUGAGAAUCACAUUCCUACAGUUGACUCUGUUUCGCAGGAACGAUCGCAGGAAACGUCACCACAGGGCACAGAGAUUGGUAGUAACAGCAUCAAUUCAUCAGUGGACCUGAGUCAUUCUCAAGGCUGUGUUUCUAUAUCCAGCUCCCCGAAGCCUCUUGAUCUUAGCAACCAUGUCCUGGCCCUUCUCGCAGCAUCUUCCUCCGUACCACAGGGGGAGGGCAGCUCCUCUGACCAUACCACUGAUGUUGUGAUGUCUUCUCAAGGAAAUCCCGCUGCAGGGCCAGAUGAGUCUAGAUGUGUGGACCCGAAGGGCUCCAUAGCGACCAAACCUCCAGUAGCCACGAGCCCCAGGCCAGCUAUCUCCUCUCGUCUCGGGGAUAAUCACAGUCCUCAUACACCUUCAGCUGUGGGUGACUCAACCUCUCCCUUACCUCUGGCAGAGGCCUUCCCCUUCAUGAACCAAGAGCAGCUGCUUCAGUUGCUGUCAUCCACAGGAGGUCUACCAUCCCUCCUGGACCCAGCAGUCCUAGCUUCAUUGCCCCUAGGGGGGCUGUGGUUGGGAGGGCUACAUGCACAGAUACAUCCUGCCACUGCACCACAACAGACUCUUGCAGAGCAGCAGCAAUCGGAGCAGCAGUUACUGAUACACCAACAAGAGACACAGCAGCAGAACCAGGAUCAACAACAGAAGCAGUUAAACAACAAUCCUCUGUUUCCCUUGUUGCCUUUGUUGAGCGGCGCACAAGGAGAGCUGCCUCUGAACCUUUUGGGCCUGCUGAAUCCACUCCCACCUUCAGCCUCAACCCCAGGACAGGAAGCUGAUUUAGGGCUCACAGAAAAAGCUAGCCUUCAGGCUCUGAUCAUGGCCUCCUUGUUACUCGGGCAACAUCAGGCGCCUUUGUUACCUCUGUCUGGGCUGGGUCAGUUGAGCCAGGUGAGCUUAGACGUUCCUCUCCAGCAGUCACAACACAUCACCACCACAUUGGAAGGCCUCACCUUGGAUAAGACCUCUGGUCUCCUGGAUCCUUCAGCCCUAUCGGGCGCAGGGCUCUUGGAGGUCGCCCAAGGCCUUCUCUCUCUUCCCCCAGGAGCUGAGGGCACCAUCCAGGCCCUACAGUCUCUGCUCCUUUCUGCCUCUCUUCCUCAUCCCCACGCAGCCUUCCUGCCCCUCAGCCCUGCCUUGCUCUCUGCUGCCCUGAGUUCUGCCGAGCUCCACCCGUCUCCCCACACCCAAUUAGCUUCUGCACAGCAAACCCAACAUACCCAACCUCAGGUAUCGACUGAUGCUGGUCUUGACACCCUCAUCCCCCUCUGUCUGCAAGGCAAAGACAACCCCAUCCUCCAACAAUUACUGCCCACUCUGCUUAACUCUGCUGUAUUAGGAGAUCUUUCUGGCAUCACAGGACUCCACAACUUGUUGGGGAUUGGGGCAGGUUCUAUCCUCCUACCUUCAGUCCAGACCUCUGCUUUGGGCAUGCCUCUGCUGCAGGGUCCUGAUGGAGCUAUCAACUUGCUUAACAACCUACAGCUAAACCUUGCACCACCCUCAGAAGGAGACAAGCCAAUGUCAUUGCAGGAAACACAAAGUCCUGCCCCACAGGAAGACAUUCCAGCCAGUCAGAUGGCUCCCGAAGUAGUACCCAGUCCUGUUCCAGCUCCAGUUUCAGCCCCGGCCCGAGAACACAGCCCACCCCAACAGCGGGUAUCUGAGGGCAGGUCUGUUAUCGAUCCUUACACCUCCUUCAUGGACACGAUUUAUACCUCCUUCCUUCAAGUCAGUGCUAAAGAGCAGGAAGGCAGGGCCCACAUGGGGCCGUCUGACCCCACAUCACCCUUCUGUGCCUUACCACCGGUUUCUUUCCCCGUGGAACACCAUACCCCGUCCACCCCUGUUCAAACUCUGCCCCAGGCAAGUGCCCCAAUCUCCCUCAGCCCACGUCGGGCCUGUUCCCUCCGCAACCCAGACUUAUCCCGACUCAGCUUGGAAGCAGCAGCCCAUUCCCCAGCCCAAGGGACGCCCAAACCCACUGACGAUGGGCCUACGUCACCUUUACAAAGGAAACCAGUGAUGGUAGAGGGACACACCCACCCAGAGCCUCCUCUGCCAUCCAUGUACUUUGAGGAGGCUAAGACGGACUGCACGGGGCCUGCUGCGGCUGUGUGCCCUUAUGUGGAGGCGGGGGUAGACAGGCAGGGGUACCUCAGUCCCAGGGAUGGAUGCAGUGGGAGGCCCAAUGAGGAGACCUCUGGGAUGCUGCUGCGCACCGAACAGGGAAGGGAUCAAGCGGGAGCAGUGGGUGGAGCCAGAAGAGGAAGGAAAAGGAAACAAACGCUACAGAAUGUGUUGGAAGACUUCAGAGACAUGGAUGCUACAGCACUAGAGGAAACCAAGGCCACGACAGCACUGCUGAAGCCCGAGAGGUCGGUCCGCGGCAGGAGGCGACGAGGCGCCAGGUCUCAGAGGCAGUGAUCGGUGGAGGGAGCUGGAAGUCACAGCUGUUCACCAAUCAAAGGCGGCCAGGCGUCUCACUUUCCCCCUCCAUCUCUCCAACAUCUUCACCAAUGUUUAGACCCGUCGUUUUUUUUUUAGUUCAACUGCACUAAUAUUAUGCCGUUAUCAUUGUUAUGGCAACCGCUAUGAAAAACACAUAGGAGAGAGAUCUAGUCUGAAACGUUAAUUUAUAAAAAUGUGUAAAAAAAAAAACAAACAAAUUGAAGAGAAAUUGUGUGGAUACUCUUUCACUUAGUUCUUCUCUUAGGGUCUAGUUCACGAAAUAAUGGUUGCUUGACAUUGUGAUCAGAGAUCUGUUAAAUAUGGUUGUUGUUAGAAUUAUAUCAAUGAGAAAACACACAAGAAACAAGAGUAGUGUUUUCUUCUCAUCAGUGUACAACUGAGUCAGGAUGAAGCCCAACUACUUGAACGAUGCUCUCUGUUGAAAGUGUGUCUGUACGUGUGUGUGUGUGUGUGUGUGUCUUUUUAUGCGUCCGAGUGUGUGUUGGACAACGGUGCUACAGCUGAGCCCCUCACUGUCCGACCGUUGGUGGAAGUCAUUCUCAUUGAACGGGGCCCUCAAAGGGUUCUCUGCAGAGACACACGGUGGUUGUAUUUCAAGGAAAUGUUUUGAAGGGUUUUCAGAAGGUGCUGCAAGAGAAUAUAAGAAGGAACAGACUUGAGUUUUCUUUUCUGUCAAAGUAUAGAAUAUCUUUUAUAUGGGACAAGCCAAGGAAAUAAUGUUCACCUUAUCAGGUUUCAUGAGUCCGUUUACAUCAGCCACACAGAAAGUACUGCUUUAACAUAAUUCCAUGUGUCCCGUGAGAUGCUCCCUCGUGGUCACCAAUAAUGUUCUGUACUGAGAAAACAUUAUUUUAAAGUUUCUUUUGUAGAACUUUUGACUCGUGUCAUGAAACGCGUUGGGAUACCCCGACAUGUUCACAGAGUGAAUCUGACAACAUCUGUUUUUUUUUUGUUUUUUUUACAUUUGCAAGGUCCACAAUAAAUGUGGAACAACUCAGAAAAACUUUGAGCAUCAUUUGUCACAUUUCGGCAAACCCACUUGCACUUCACAUGCUGUCAUUUGUCACGGUGAAGAAUUUCACAAAGCUGUGGUGUGAUGGAGAUCAUUUAGUAUCCAUUGAUCUCACACCUCACCCGAACGUCCACUCCUCAGCGGGGAGAUAAAUGUCUGGAAAAGAUAUUGAAUAUUUGCAGGAAUCCCGAGGUCAUACAAAUGACAGAACAGUAUGUCAUUUGAUUGGUUGAACGAACGGCUGGAUAACUGAAACACAGUGAACGAUGACGUCUUGCGUAGAUCUUUUGAGUCUGUGUAUUACUGUGGAUUUGGAGUCAUUUCUUCCCUCUGUCUCCUCAUGUCACUGUUUGAGCUCUCCUCCACACACUGCCCUGCCCCAAGAGUACUGGCAUCUCUUGCUGUAUUUAAAAAAAAAAAAAAAGAAUAAAGAAAGUGAAAAAGAAAGCAGAUUAUGCAAUUUCUACACUUGGAGAUUUGUACAUAUGUACAGUUAAUGUGUUUUAUUUUGAUUUUAUAUUGUUAGAGAAAGAGACAAGAGAGAAAACAAUAAAUUGUGAAUUUUUCUGGGAAUUGUAAUUAAGUAUUUUUCUCAUUCUACCCCUUGCUUUCAAUACUUAUGUUUAAAAAGACGAUUAAAUUGUGGACUGUAGCUUUCUUUUUUUAUAUGGGAGUCUUUUUUUAUUUAAUAUUAAACUAUUUACAGAAAA
Molecule: messenger RNA, 7312 nt
Organism: Anarrhichthys ocellatus (wolf-eel)
Lineage: Eukaryota; Metazoa; Chordata; Actinopteri; Perciformes; Anarhichadidae
Gene: mbd6
Product: methyl-CpG binding domain protein 6
Exons: 13
Coding region: 602-5545 (1647 amino acids)
Cellular component (GO): nucleus; chromocenter
Molecular function (GO): DNA binding; chromatin binding
Source: RefSeq, a predicted model, not a curated record